AUGGCCGCGCCAGGAGCUGCCUUGCGGCCGCUCUCUCGGGCCGUCUUGACUGCCUCGCCUGCCCUUCGCGUUGCGCCUUGCCGUCUUCACCAAUCCCUCCUCAACCGACAAUCUCCAUCCCUGUCUUCCGCCUCGCGCUCCCCACUCACUUCGCAUACCCAGACCCGACACAGCUCCUAUCACUCACCCGAACCCUCAUCCAAUACACCCAAUGCGCGCAAGAAGGUCACCAUGCACACGCUGCGCAAUCUCUACAAGAAGGGGGAGCCCAUUGCCAUGAUCACUGCCCACGAUUUCCCCAGUGCCCGUGCCGCGGAUGAGUCGGGGAUGGACAUGGUUCUGGUAGGAGAUAGUUUGGGGAUGGUAGCGAUGGGGCUGGAGAACACAACAGAGGUCAUAAUAGAGGAGAUGCUGCUUCAUUGUCGGAGCGUGGCCCGGGGCGCGAAGCAUGCCUUCCUCGUGGGAGAUCUGCCCAUGGGUUCAUAUGAGAUAUCUCCCGCGCAAGCAGUCGCGUCGUCUCUGCGUUUCAUCAAAGAAGGCCACGUGCAUGGCGUCAAAAUCGAGGGAGGCGAGGAAUUGGCCCCAACAAUCAAGCGAAUCACUCAGGCCGGUAUCCCCGUCGUUGGUCACAUCGGCCUCACACCGCAAAGACAGAAUGCUCUCGGUGGGUUCCGAGUCCAGGGAAAAACAUCCGCCAGUGCGAUACAGCUGCUGCGAGACGCGCUGGCAUUGCAAGACGCUGGCGUGUUCAUGCUUGUCUUCGAGGCGAUGCCUCCAGAGGUCGCCGCUCUGAUCACAUCGAAGCUAACAGUCCCCUCGAUUGGAAUUGGCGCUGGUAACGGCUGCUCGGGACAGGUACUCGUGCAAGUUGACAUGUUGGGCAACUUCCAGCCUGGGCGGUUUAUUCCCAAGUUCGUCAAGAAGUAUGCGGAUGUCUGGGGUGAAGCGACCCGCGGCAUUAUUCAGUACCGCGAAGAAGUCAAGAGUCGAGCAUUCCCAUCGCCGGAAUACACCUAUCCUAUCUCGAAGGAGGAGCUUGCCAAGUUCGAGAAGACGGUCGACGAGAUGUAUCGGAAAUAA
This is a messenger RNA of Penicillium daleae, 1080 nucleotides long. RefSeq names its product 3-methyl-2-oxobutanoate hydroxymethyltransferase ECM31. Lineage: Eukaryota; Fungi; Ascomycota; Eurotiomycetes; Eurotiales; Aspergillaceae. Gene Ontology annotation, cellular component: mitochondrion. The transcript has 2 exons. Gene Ontology annotation, molecular function: magnesium ion binding; 3-methyl-2-oxobutanoate hydroxymethyltransferase activity. The coding region runs from base 1 to 1080 and encodes 359 amino acids. The record is from RefSeq and is a predicted model, not a curated record. Gene Ontology annotation, biological process: pantothenate biosynthetic process.